Messenger RNA from Guillardia theta CCMP2712, 1005 nucleotides. RefSeq lists its product as hypothetical. NCBI's taxonomy places the organism in Eukaryota, Cryptophyceae, Pyrenomonadales, Geminigeraceae. Bases 1 to 1005 code for a protein of 334 amino acids. The record is from RefSeq and is a predicted model, not a curated record. The transcript is spliced from 7 exons.
AUGGAUGCCAAUGCUAACUCCAAAAGGCGAAAGAACUUGAGUUUGAAGAAAGGAUGUGAGGGAUGGGAGGCUGGGACGUCAGAAGCUUCAGGAUCAUCGUAUGCUGAGAUGAUCUCACAGCGCAAGUCCAUGAGCCCUCGGAGCAGCGGCAACUCACCGACGACAGGAUCGGCGAAGAAGAGGAGAUCGCGAGCGCCUAGCGCUGAUACUGACCUUCAGAAGGCCCUUGAGCUCUCUCGGCAAGAGUUCGAAAGGCAACAAGCGUCGCAAAGUGAAGACAAGGAGGCCGAGGAUGCCGGUAGGACAGCAGCGCCCAACGCUGCAUGCAACAAGCAGGUUGCAGCAGCUGGCAUCGAUCAGCCGAACCAUGUGGCUGAUGAGACGGGAGACACCAUCCCUGACUCAGAAGAAGACGAGAGUCCAGUCGAGUCCGAUGUACAUGUUGCAAACGAUGCUCUGCUCAAAGAGCCGCCAGCCGUGAGAACAAGCGAACAUGAUGUUUCUAACCCGAAAGUAGCCAAGAGACCUCGAGCAAAAGAAUCAAUUGAUGAAUCUAGCGAAGAGGACGCGACGGAAGAGGAGGAGGAGGAGGAGGAGGAGGAGGCGUCGGAAGACGACUAUGAGAUGUCUAGCGAUGAAGAUUUGAAGAGCAAGAAGGCACAACCGAAAGCAAAACAGCAGAUUACAAGGAACGUGCCCAAACGCAACGAUGCUGCGAGUAGACCUCGACCUGGAAGACCUUCGUCUCCCGUUGACACGUACUCCCCUCAGAGCGUGGUGCAGCAGUCGAAACCCAAGGCAGCCCUCUGUCCUCCUGCUACUUCUCAGUACUCUGGAGCUGUCGUUGCGUCGUUGCCACCCAAGGCUGGUAUGAUGAGGAACAACAUGAGCUCGGCAGUUGCUGGAGGAGGCGUUCGUCUGCUGACAAACAAUGCGGGAGUUCGUCGCCCCGGCCUCUCACGGUCCUCCAAGGUUCUGCCCCUCCAUGCCCGCCCGCACGUGUAA